This is a messenger RNA of Polistes canadensis, 1461 nucleotides long. Its product is annotated as LIM/homeobox protein Awh-like. The transcript is spliced from 4 exons. Lineage: Eukaryota; Metazoa; Arthropoda; Insecta; Hymenoptera; Vespidae. The coding region runs from base 289 to 1389 and encodes 366 amino acids. Gene Ontology annotation, cellular component: nucleus. The record is from RefSeq and is a predicted model, not a curated record. Gene Ontology annotation, biological process: neuron differentiation; regulation of transcription by RNA polymerase II. Gene Ontology annotation, molecular function: DNA-binding transcription factor activity, RNA polymerase II-specific; RNA polymerase II transcription regulatory region sequence-specific DNA binding.
GGCCAGUGGUAGGGGCACGCUCGAGGAUGCCAGUCUUCUCCGGGACACGGAUCCGGACAGCAGGAUACUUUUUGAUAUUUCCUCCUCUUCGUCGAACCGCGAGCUAAAACUUUUCUUUCAUUUUGUUGUUGUUGUUUGAUUGUGUUAAAUCCUCCUGACUAUUUUUAUAUUCGAUAAAUUGAAAAAGGUGAAUGUUGCUUUGUGAAUGGGGCAACUAUUAUAAGUGUAAAGAUGAAACCGAAGAUUGAGGAUUCGUGACCCUUCUUCUUUUUAUCGACGGGAUAAAAGAUGAAGGCCGAAUUGGAAAUAGACAGCGAGUGUUCGGAUAGCAUGAUCUGCUCUACCAACAACAACAACAACAUCAGUGCCAAUAACAACAACAACAAAAGCAACACUCAGAAUAAUAAUAAUAAUAUUAACAACAACAACAACAACAACAACUGUCAUGGGUCUGGUAAGAAAGGAAACAAUGCAACUGCGUUGACGAAGGGUACUAUUAUGGCUGGGAGUGGUAUUGGUGUUAAAGAAAAUGGUCAACAACAGGAUAACAUGGAAAUGGAUUGUGGCGGUUGCGGAGAAAGUGUCCGAGAACGUACCGUUCUAUGUGUUGGGGGUCGAACAUGGCACUCGAGAUGCCUCAAGUGUUGCGCCUGUGCCAGACCCCUGCAUGAUCAACACUCCUGUUUUCUUCGAGGAAUGAGACUCUAUUGUCGACAAGAUUACGCUUUAACAUUCGGUGCUAAAUGUGCGAAAUGCGGACGAAGCGUUGGUGCAGGUGAUUGGGUUAGGAGAGCCCGCGAAAGGGUUUACCAUUUGGCUUGUUUUGCCUGUGAUGCUUGUUCGCGUCAGUUAUCGACCGGUGAACAAUUUGCACUGUUGGAUGCUCGAUUACUAUGUAAGGCACAUUAUCUCGAUGUGGUCGAGGGUAAUAAUACUUCUUCCUCCGAAGAUUGUGAUUCCGAACACGGUGGGAAGGGUAGUAAAACGAAAAGGGUGAGAACAACCUUCACCGAAGAUCAACUUGCCGUAUUGCAAGCGAAUUUUCAAUUAGAUAGUAAUCCCGAUGGUCAGGAUCUCGAGAGGAUAGCACACGUAACUGGUCUGAGCAAGAGGGUUACCCAAGUUUGGUUUCAAAAUUCUAGGGCAAGGCAGAAGAAACACAGCGGAAAAAUUAAAACUCAAAUGCACCAUUCACCGCCAAUGCAUCACCCAACGGAAUUGUAUACCAGUGGGGUGAGCGUUGUCGGAGCCUACUUAGGUGGUUACCAAGGUGGCAGUGCCGGAAGCGAAAGUCCCGGAAGUCCAUUAACUCCACUGACACCAAUGACACCCUUAACACCAACCACUCCUACUCAUCAUCAGCCACAAUUUUGUCAUCAGGCGGGAUAAAAAUCUACCCGAUGCUUUUUUGCUGAUCUUUUUUUUUUUUUAUAUAUAUAUAUAUAAUAUGUACAUAGAGAA